Molecule: messenger RNA, 3226 nt
Organism: Limulus polyphemus (Atlantic horseshoe crab)
Lineage: Eukaryota; Metazoa; Arthropoda; Merostomata; Xiphosura; Limulidae
Exons: 1
Coding region: 296-1375 (359 amino acids)
Biological process (GO): regulation of transcription by RNA polymerase II
Cellular component (GO): nucleus
Molecular function (GO): DNA-binding transcription factor activity, RNA polymerase II-specific; RNA polymerase II cis-regulatory region sequence-specific DNA binding
Source: RefSeq, a predicted model, not a curated record
CAGAAAAAGUCGUAGAAGAUAUAGACUGGUAAUUUUGAGUUUGAUGUUUGCUUAGUCUAGCAGGAUUGUUAGUCCUUCAAAUACGUAUUUAUUUGCCUAAUCAUAAUUAAAUACAUUUAUAUAAAACAACAUAUUUCGUAAUUUUAUGCAGUUUGCUCCGCUACUUAUUGUGAUUGGAUGUGUUGAAUAUGAGACGGUUUUAGAAACAGCGAAAUCUCUCUCUCUCUCCUCCUACUGCGCAUGAGGAAAACCAAGGUCGCUCUUUGUACACGGCUUCUAUUUUGAUGCAAAGCCGAUGCAGGAAGUUGGAGUAGUGGGGUCGGAGCUUGAUAGGCAGUCCUGGAUGCGAGGAGCCAUGGAAGCAAACGGGAAUGGCAUGCCGGAAGACUAUGUACAUGACUUUGAUCUAGACCAUCUGGAAGAAGUGGUCAAGAGGGAGAUAGAAGCCCGCAACAAGUUCGGUGUCUCCGAGGUUACGCCUGUAUCCACAGAGUCUAUUCCGCUAGUAGCUGCGAUACCACUCAACUCGGAGCAGCAUUUAACAGUGUAUAAUGGCAUGUCAAACUUGGUACCGGCUCCAAGAAAAUACAUAGCUGAAACUGUCAGUGCCCCUGGAAAUGUCAUGGAAAAUCCGCCUUCUCCGACUUUCGUGGCAAUGCCGACUUCAACCUUAGCUACUCCAACUUUGCCCCCCGUCACAAUGGAUCCUAAGACACCCAAUUUUGUGGACGAUAACAUGAUGUGGUUCACUCAAACCCUUCGGUACGGAGGAAUGCCCCCACAGAAACCUCUGGAUCUGCGGCCGCACAGUGCAACGGACCUGGACAAUUGGCUCGAUAGAAGAGAUUUUACCGAUGUAUCGUCGACUACUAUACAUCAGGAUCCCACACCUCUCCCUCGUUUCCUGGGGAGAUGUUCUAAUCAAAUCUCCUGCUCUCCAGUUUAUCAGUUGGACGGGGGAAGUAAUUCAGGUGGAUGCCUCUCUUCGGAUCAAGAACAGUCAUCAUGGCACGCCAUGAAUGACGAAGUACUGACCAGCCUGACCGUUCGAGAACUGAACAAGCGACUUCACGGCUAUCCAAGGGAGGACGUUGUAAGACUCAAGCAAAAAAGACGAACCUUAAAAAACCGGGGUUACGCUCAAAAUUGUCGAAAUAAACGGUUAGCUCAAAGACACGAGCUAGAGGCCAAAAACAGAUUACUUCAAGCCGAGAUGAGCCGGCUCCGUCUGGAGCUGGAGAGAGUAUGUCAAGAAAGAGAUUUGUACAAGCAGCAAGUUAGCGGUAACAGGAAUCACGACUGUUCCCAGAGGUCACUGUCCAGUGUGUCCAGUGGUGCAACUAGCAAUCCCAGUUCUCCCGAGUUUUAUUUAUGACUCAAGCAUCACAUGUAACAUUCUUUAAUAGGAACUAUCACUGGGUUUUUAAACCCCCCACCGGUUAUUGGAGAUAAUUAUCAUCAUCUUCAAGUUAUAUUCGUGGUUUUAAUACUGUUGUACUUGCAACUGCUUGGAAUAUCUAAUCAGCGCGAAAAGGUACUAGCAGCAACUUCAUGAAACAAAGAGCUGGUGAUGUGUAUGUGAAGGAACAGAAGUGUAAGUAAACUACUGCUUAGCGAAUGAAGAAACGUAGGAAUGAAUUUUUCUGCUUUAGUUAAAAGAGGCUUUUUAAGAAUGCUUCAAAGAAUAAGACACUUAUUUAUAUGAGAACAUUUUAAGAAAAAUGUAAAUGGAAAAUAGAUGAUUCACUCGUAUAAACAUAAUAGGUAAGCAAAGUUUUGUUUUUUACGCGCUCAUUAUUUAGAAAAGAUGGAAUCAUAAUUUUCAAACCUUACUAGAUAGUCUUCUGACUAACAAACGUUAUUCUGUAACUGCGAGUACGGUGUUACGCUUACAUGGUUAUGUAAAUGAAAUUACCUGAAGCCUCUCAUUGUAAGAUAUUAAUACGAUUAUUGAAAGGUUUCGCCUUUCAUGUGAUGCAAGUAAAUUGAAUUUGUAUGUGUAAUAAUAUGUAGCCCUGUUAUAGUUAGUUUUAAUUUGGAGUAAUGCAUAACCUCUCAAGAUCAGUAAGACUGUUUUGUAAGUGACUCCUAGCGAACGGAUUACUGUUGUUUUAUGUAAAGGUAUUCGGAUGAUGAAUAUACUAUUCAAAAAAUAGUAGUUUUAGCUUAGUGUAUGUCUAUACUAACAAUAAUGCAUUUGUGUUAAACACAGUGUAAAAUACUCACACCUUUUCACUGUAUGUAGGAAGUAGACGAUCAGAGAAAUCUUCAAAGGAAAACGUUGAGUGUAAUUAUAAAGAAGAAGAAGACGGUUGACAAAACACAAAACAUUUUAUUUACAAGGUUCGAACGUUUCCAAUUACAUAUAAUCCAUCUUGAGUGAAAUGUGAAAAUAGUGUUACAAAGAUAUUUAUUAAUUAAUGCUAUAGUAUCAUUAAUCACUAGUUCACUUAGAUAAAGUGGUAAACGGAAGGAAAAACAAAUAUAUUACGAAACAGUUGAGCUUUAACUGUGUAAAUGUUUUAUCAACCGUCUUCAUCUUCAUUGUUAAAAAACGUCAAGUAUUUGAUGUUUCACUAUCAGUUUGCUACUUUAAAAAUCAAAGGGGUUUUGUACCAGGAGUUAUUCUACAGUUCAUAAUACGAAUCUUUUCUGACUAGUAGAAAGAUACCUCGUCUUUUAUCAAAAUUACUUAAAUACAUUCCUCGUCCAUGACAAAAAUUAUGAAACUUUACAAGAAUUUAUAUGCAUUUAUCCCACAUUUUGAUCGAAUGGGUAUCCAGAUAAUUGAUGUAUAACAUAAAGGUGUUCAUGGUAAUAUAUAUACUGAAUAAGUUUAGUACCACUGUUUUGGCUGAUUUAUUGUAUCAAUCAUUACCAUGGUAGCCAGACUGUGUGAAGUUAAUAAAUACUGAGUAAAACAUUUUUCCACUGUGUUUCGUUGGAUGUUAUUUGCUAUACAUUUGUACUCCUGUAAGAUUUUCCUGCUUCUUUGUUUUAAAGAAAAUCUGGGUCCACGUAAAAAGCUAUGUUCAUAUAUAUAUAUAUAUCGUUAGUCAUUUAUGCAGUCCACUAAUUCGAACUCCAACCUAGGAUAUUAAUUUCGUCUUCGUUUUUUUCUGUCCAUUCUUACUGUUUGUUUGUAAUAAAUAAACUCGAAAGCAAUUUCAACAUUUUUUUCUCCAGUUGUUAAUAAUAGAUAUUGGACGACCUUUUAUUCUUUAAA